AUGUCCUUAGAACGAAUGAGAAAGAGUCUUCAAAUAAUCUUUGGAAUUGAUAGGAAUACAACGACUAAAGAACCGUUAAUUCAAGAGAGAAUUUAACAAGAAUUUGUGUUUGAUUCCAAAAUGAAUGAAUAACAUCCAAAUAAAUUCUCAAUGAUGAAUCAAUAAAGGAAGAGAUCUAAUUAAUAUUAUUAUGCUUUAGAUAGAUUACGGACAUUUUAUUAAAAUAAAGCCUAAUCUAAUGAAUAUGAACAAAUUCCUGUCAUAACAUAUCUCGGAGAUAAUACAGAAGUAAUUGGGUUAUUUCAAGUAAUAGAAAAAAUUAAAUUUGAAUAUGAAUCAUGCUAGAUGGAAUUAGUAAGAUCGAUUUCAAGAUAAUGACAGCUCCAAUUAUAGUUCAUAAUUUGGUGAAAAAUUAGUUCAAAAAAGUUCUAAUAUUUUGGCUAGCGUGAGCAAACAGGAUUUUAAGCCUUACUAUGUGCAAGAGCAAUAUCGAGAUAAUAGUAAUAACUAAUAAUAAUAAUCGAUAUCUUAAUAGCAUCAAAAUAAUAUGUAGUAGUCUCAAAAACAAUAAACAAUUUUUGGCGGAAACAGGUCCAAAGUUCAUUUUUUCAGGGAAGACAAAUAAUCAAGAUCUAAAAGCAGUAAACCAGAAUCUAACUUUAAAAGAUUAGGGGGAAUAUUAGAAGAUGACUUUUUAAUUCCUUCUUUUUUAAAAGACCAAGAUGCUCAAGAUAAAAAGUUGAACCAAAAAGAGGUUUAAUCUAAUAAUAAGUUUAUAGGAAUUUAACCAUAUAAUACUUCCACUUUAAAUAAAAUCAAUAAUGCAGAAUCUUAAAUAUAAUUAAGUGGAUUUCAGCAAGAUUUUAAUGAUUUUCAUGCUGUAAAUCAAGCAGAUAAAUUGAGAGAAAAUGAUCAAAUUAGUAGAAAACCAAUAACACAUAAAAAAUCUAAUUAAAUUAAGUUUUGGGAAAAAGAUCCAAAUAAUGAGAAAAAUCCCUUCAUUAUUUAAACAGAUGAGACACCUCAUUGGGAAAGUAGGUUUAAACCUCCUUGGCAAAUUUCAAACCCAAUGUAAAGUGUCUACAAUGAGUUUGAGGCUUUUGAUAAAUCUGAAAAUCUAUCAGCCAAAGAUUAUGAAUAACAAUAAGAAAUUCAAGAACUAAAAUCAUAGGCUUCUUUUGAAUAGCAAGUAAAUGUUUCUUUUGGGGGUUGCGAUAUCAAUUUAUCAGAUGAUCAUAAGGAUGAAUCUAUUGAAAGAAAACCUCCUAAGGGCUCCUUAAUUUUUGACACUUUUGUAAAUCCGAAGUUUAAUUUUGAAAAUCAAACUCCACUAUCAAAGGAAAAAGCUAUUAACAUAUAAAAACUUUAAGAUUUUUCAGAAUAAACACCCGUGUUUAAAUAACAAGAAGAAAAUAAAUAAACUUUUAACUAAUAAAAAAAUAAUAAAUUUCAAGGUGAACAAUAACUUAUAAUGAUGAAUAAAAAUGGUAAGGAAGAUAUUUAAAAAAAUCUGGCAAAUGA
Paramecium octaurelia is the source of this 1521-nucleotide messenger RNA. NCBI's taxonomy places the organism in Eukaryota, Ciliophora, Oligohymenophorea, Peniculida, Parameciidae. The record is from the annotation of a GenBank genome assembly.